Messenger RNA from Pleurotus ostreatus (oyster mushroom), 4455 nucleotides. RefSeq names its product Dicer-like protein 2. NCBI's taxonomy places the organism in Eukaryota, Fungi, Basidiomycota, Agaricomycetes, Agaricales, Pleurotaceae. Gene Ontology annotation, biological process: siRNA processing. Gene Ontology annotation, cellular component: cytoplasm; RISC complex; nucleus. The record is from RefSeq and is a predicted model, not a curated record. The transcript has 6 exons. The coding region runs from base 1 to 4455 and encodes 1484 amino acids. Gene Ontology annotation, molecular function: RNA binding; ATP binding; ribonuclease III activity.
AUGGCUGAUACGUUUCCGCCAACGGUCGCGCUACCUCACACGAGAGGGUAUCAGCAGGAAAUGCUUGAAGAGAGCAUGAGGAAGAACAUCAUAAUCGCGCUGGAUACAGGGUCGGGCAAGACUCAUAUCGCGAUCUUACGAAUCAGGGCUGAAGUUGAGCGGGAACCUAUCAAGGUUUCCUGGUUCCUUGCGCCGACCGUUACUUUAUGUGAGCAACAAAGGACAUUUAUUGCGAAAGCAAUCCCCGUCGGCGUAGGCUUCAUCUCUGGCGCGUCAGAGCCCGAUCAGUGGAAAGACAAAGCUCUCUGGGACAGGCUAUUAGCCACAAACAAGGUCGUUGUCUCUACACCGCAAGUAUUGCUUAAUGCUCUCAGGCACGGAUAUGUUUCCAUGGGUAGAGAUAUCAGCCUUGUCGUGUUCGACGAGGCCCACCAUGCGCUUGGAGAUGAACCAUAUAAUCAAAUAAUGAAAGAAUUCUACUUUCACCUUCCGCCUAAGGUACAAGGCGAUGGUCCAGCUGCCAUUGUGCGACCUGUGAUCUUGGGGCUGACUGCGAGUCCAGUUUAUGGCGGUAACGUUGAGCGCGCGUUUAGAUCUCUCGAAGCAAACUUAGAUUGUACGAUCAGAGCACCACAGAUCCACCGUGAAGAAUUGACUCGACACGUCUAUCGCCCUACCUUCACCCACGUCAUGUAUGAACCGAGUUCAGAUGGCACUUUCUUCUCUACGAAUCUCGCCUCUUUAGAUCACGUCGUUAAUUCCCUGCAGAUAGAUGACGACCCCCUUGUCAUUCUCCUUCGAAAACGGUUAGCACAGAUGCCCAAUCAUGCGGCCGAGCGACCUCGGCUUGACCAAAGGCUUUCGAAGGCGAUAGCCAAGAAGGAUACCUUCUCCGAGAAGGGUUUGCGAGACUUCAAGCGAGCGGCCGAAGCCAUAGGUCUAGAUGUUGGUGGAUGGGCUGCUGAUUGGUAUAUCGCAGAAGUUUUGACAAAGUUCCAUGCGCUCCGCGGCGGUCAGUAUAAUCACCUCUUCCCCAGUUGGCGAGAAACAGAGAAAGCGUACUUGGGAAAGCAACUCGCCAAGGUCCAGGCGACAGAGAUCUCAUAUGAUCCAGACGAUAUCAUCGAUGAUGUUUCUCACAAGUCCCAAGUCCUGAUCGCGCGUUUGCUCCAGGAAAAGGCGGAGGCGGAGGCGGAAAACGAAGCGUACAGCGGCAUUGUGUUCGUGCGAAGGCGCGACAUCGUCUAUGGUCUAGCCACCUUGUUACGCCACCAUCCCGACACGAAGGACCAAUUUCGGGUUGGAUGCCUUGUUGGGUCCUCCGAUAACUAUCAGCGCCAUUCGUUCCUCGAUAUCACUCGGGCCUUCCUCCAACAAACACAAGAUGAGAUUUUGAUGGACUUCAGACUUGGGGAAAUCAAUCUACUCGUAUCGACGUCAGUUGCGGAGGAAGGAAUCGACGUCCAAGGGUGUGGUAGCGUCAUUCGAUGGGACCCACCCCCGAACAUGGCUAGCUGGGCUCAAAGUCGGGGCCGAGCAAGGCGAAAGAGGAGCACGUUUACGUUGAUGUUUUCGUCGGACAGCUCAGAUCAGAAAUCGGUGGAGGAAUGGGAAAAGAUGGAGCAAGAGAUGAUUGCUCUCUACAACAGCGAGCGUCAAAGGCAAGCGGAGGUUCGUCGCAUUCAGGAAAGCUUCGAUGAAGACCCAGAGGGUGACGACGGCGACGGCGAUGGCGGGGAUAAGAUGCUGAGGAUUGAAUCGACUGGUGCCGUCCUUACUCUUCACUCUGCCAUAGGGCACUUGGAGCACUUCUGUGCAGUGAUGCCCAAUUCUGGUCAUGCAAGUCACCAGCCUAUAUACGAUAUCGACCCUCCUGAUAUGCCUGAAGGAUGGCACGCAUUUGAACACAAGGUCGCCGUCGAACCUCCCGAAGGACCUUUCGGUGCCACCGUUACUCUCCCCAAACUCCUUGCCCUGGAACUCCGAGUGUUCAAAGUACCCAGGAUAUACAAGAAGAAGGCUCUUGCUCAACGCCAUGUCGCAUUCAAGGCCUACAAGGCCCUCUACCACGCCGGGAUGUUGAAUGACCACCUGCUUCCUUUAACGAGUGUAGCCGAACCCCAAUUGGAGGACGAGGUGAAAGCAAUGCUCAAAGACGUAGAGAAGCGAGCGAGCACUGCUAGUGUUUCCGUGCAAAUGGAUCCUUGGAUCGGACAGCAGUCGACUGACCGCACACUCUCUGAAGAAGAGAAGUGGUGGACAUCUCGACUGACGGUCGAUGGUCUUCCAUCUCUGUUGUUGUUCACUCGUCGUCGUCUUCCGACUUGGGAGAACGAUGGCGGGCCAACGUUGUAUCGUCCCGGCCGUCUACCUGUGAAGGCCAUCUGGACUACACUGGAUGAUUUACCCACGAAUGAUACCGUAGACGAUGCCCGGGUGUUCACUCGACGAUUAUUUUGGUGCAUUCAUGGUUCCCGGAUGCAAUGGGACGAUCUCGACUUUCGAUACUUGUUUCUCCCUGCCAAUAAUACGGGUGACCAGCCAUGGGAUACUAGACGCGAAUGGCUACUUGAGCAGGACCAGCUCAGCGACUUCGCUCGAAAGUAUCACUUUCUUGCUCACGCAAGGAUGUUUGGAGAAAAUUUCAAGUAUCCGGAAGAUGUUACAAUACUGCGAAUGGGCUUUGGUUUCGAUAAGAUUUGUCAGUUUGUGCGGUGGAAGUUUGACCGGAUGAACGAGGAAGAAGAAAGACAAUACUCGGAAAGGUAUGCGAAGCAUGGCGUCCCGGAGAUCAGAUAUCCACUGCUUUCAUCUGUCGUGUUAUAUUCGGCUAGCGACGUCGAAUACUCCAUGCUUUUACCCUCUGUCCUGCGAGCGAUAGAAAUGGUUGCAACCGUCGAAUCUCUCCGUGACACCUUGUUUCGUUCGACGCCUCUUCAUGCUAUACCCCUCGAUCUCUUGACUGUGGCAACGACUGCUCCUGUGUCCCAAGAGCGCUUCAAUUACCAGCGGCUAGAAACCCUCGGUGACACGGUGCUCAAAUUCUCCACGAGCAUUCAGCUGUUACACAAAUUCCCUCUCUGGCAUGAGGGGUACCUUACUAAACGCAAAGAUCACAGCGUGUCGAAUGUGCGGCUAGCAAAAAGUGCUGUAGGCAGGGGGCUUUAUACUUGGAUCAUUCGCAACAGGAUGUUGGGGAAGAAAUGGAAACCGGAGUAUUUUUCGACUUCGGCCCCUGUUAUCGCCCCUAACACAGCUCCUCCCCCCAACCCUACCAGUUCUCCCGAAACCAGGCAACGGAAGGAAACUGAUAAAAGGAGGGAGGGCGGUAAAGUCGCCCACAAGGUGAAAGUCUUGGCUGACGUCGUGGAGGCAUUGAUCGGCGCAUCUUACAUUCACGGAGGGUUUGAACUUGGUCUUGAAUGUAUCCGCGUAUUUGGCCUCGGUAUGGAAUGGGAACCUCUCCCAAAAUGCAUUUCGUCCCUUUUCUCCCGGGUAGAAGAGAACGACGAGAACAUGCCCACCGUCUUGUCUAACGUGGAGAAAAUGCUUGGAUAUACUUUUAAUCGGAAAUUCUUGCUCAUCGAGGCUCUCAGCCAUGCUAGUCACCAAGAGAACGAGCGCACCGUCUCUUACGAACGCUUGGAGUUCCUUGGAGAUUCAGUUCUCGACAUGAUAGUGACCCACUAUCUUUAUCACGCACCCGGCAAGCUAUACAGCCCUGGUCACAUACACCUACGCCGGUCAGCACUCGUCAAUGCACACAUGCUAGCGUAUAUCUGUCUUAAGACCCACAUCGACUUGAUCACUGAUAUGCCCAGAACCAAAGGCCGUGGUCUGGUAGGACUCGAACACGAAACCCAACGAGUGUAUCUGUGGCAAUGCUUGGCUCACUCCAGCCCCCGCGUCCUUGACGAUCAAGCUCAGACUUUCGCGCGGUAUCAGAAGAUGCGAAACGAGCUCGAAACCGCUUUCUUCGGUGGCACUAUAUUCCCUUGGGCGGCUCUGCUUCGCCUGCAAGCACCCAAAUUCCUGAGUGACAUGGUCGAGAGUCUCAUAGGCGCCAUUUUUCUGGAUACCUCUGGAAACCUUGAUGUCGUGAGGCAAGUGCUUCGAAGGCUCGGCCAUACAGAUAUCUUGGAGAGAGUGGUUGACGAUGGGGUGGAUGUAUUGCACCCGGUGUCCAGAGUUUCGUUGUGGGCAUCGAAAAUCGGUAAAAAGGUCAAAUAUCGGACUGAGAAGGUGAAGGGGGAGGUCAAGUGUACGAUAGCACUAGACGAAGAAGACACUAUUUCCAUGAGCGCCAUGGACCACGGCCAUGCAAGCGCAGAAGAGGUCAAGUUUAUGGCUGCAGAGCAUCUCAUCAGGACUAUGGGUCUUAGGGAUGUUGGGUUAAACUAUAACGAGUUGAAGAGGAGGAAGAAGGCAGUCCAGGCAAACGUUCCUUCCGUGUGA